AUGGAGUCAAUACACAAAGAUUCCCAUGAUAUAACGCCUCUGGAUGUUCUUGAAGACACUGCAAAGAUUGUCAGCGAGAACGAACCAAAUAUUGCAACGAAUAUCGAUGAUGUCGAUUCUAUGAUUGCCACGCAAAUGAUGGAAUUGUCCAUGAAAGACAGGGAGAAGGUGUACAUGGAUGUUCAUGGAGUGAGACAAGGUCCUACAGAGACCGAGGAAGCCAUCGAAAAAGGCCUAGAUUUAAUGCACAGGGAAAUUGAUAAAUUGAAAGAUAAGCGUGCUUACGAUCUUGCUUUGUCCAUGAACUCCACAUAUGUGGAAAAUCGCUCCUUCCGGUUAGCAUUUCUCCGAGCAGAUUCCUUUGAUGCUAGAAAAGCAGCCCUUCGAAUUAUCCGGUUUUUUCAACUCAAGCUCGACUUAUUUGGUGAAGAUAAGCUAGUAUUGGACAUUGUUCAAGAUGACCUUGACGGCGAAGCCAUGCAAGAUCUAUAUUGUGGAAGAAAGCAAGCAUUAGAUGCCCAAGACCGUACAGGAAGGUGGAUAAAUUUGGCUGUAGUCGGUACUCGGGUUUCGGCGAGAGCAGUUCUUCAGCGAUCGUUUUACAAUAAUAUGCAGAAUAUUCGUAAACACGGAGCGCAGGAGAAUGGCUUUAUCGGUAUCGUUUACGGGCUUGGGGAUCAAUCUGCUGAAACAAGCCUCCAGUAUCCGUGGAAUUUGGCCACGAUGAUCCAAGCCCUGCCAGUUCGAGUUGAAGCAAUCCAUUUCUGUCACGAUAGCGUGAUUUACCGUGUUCUAUUUGCAGUUAUCAAGACUGCUUUAAGUCCUUUUGUGAAGAUGAGGUCAAAGACGCAUUACGGAACGCACGAUGAAGUAAUGUCCAGUCUGGCAGGAUUUGGUAUUUUACCAGGAACCAUCCCAGUCACGAAAGGUGGGGAAAUUUCAAACUUGCAAGCAUUCCGCGAACGUCUGAUGGAAAUGCGUGCGGAAGAACGGUGCCAACAGCCGAGAAGACAAAAGGUGCAUGUUCCGUUCAAAGUUGACGUCCUUUUUGGCAAAGGAACCCCCUUUCAAACUCAUCCAGGCAAUAUACAGCUCCGAAGUCUAGUGACAGCAAGGUACAAGAUAUAUCAGAAAGCUAAGAAACGAGGACAAAAGAGGCAAAUUGCCCAGGAAAUUGUGGAGACCAUACAUCAAAACGCAGGGCUGUUUCUGCGACCUGAUGGUGACUUGUGGGUUUGUGUCGACAAUGACGGAGCGAUACAGAAAGUAAGCGCCUUAUUCCGAACAAUUCGUGUCAAAAGAGGGGACACGUGA
Molecule: messenger RNA, 1314 nt
Organism: Cylindrotheca closterium
Lineage: Eukaryota; Bacillariophyta; Bacillariophyceae; Bacillariales; Bacillariaceae
Source: the annotation of a GenBank genome assembly